ACUUAGUAAAGAAAAGAUGUUGUCUUCUGACAAAAAGAAACUAUUUGCUCAGAUCGAUGAGGUAUCAUACGAUUGGAUUAACUUUGAAAAUGUUAAGUAUUCCAAGACAAAACUGGCUGAUUACUCUUAUCAGCCGAAGGGACUCUCUAGUUUCUUGAAAUUAAAGAUGAACUGCUUCAUGGUUGCUACAGCCCAGAAUGGAGGUCCCUUCGCCCUGAUGAUUAAUAACAAGAUGAUUCCUACUGGAGCCGGAGAUUAUCGAGAGAAAAUCAUUGUAAUUUCUGCUUACGGUGACAACAUCGCCACUAUCAAUCUGAAGGAGACUCUACGUGGACAGGAUAAAGAUAUCAAACAUUGGGCUCUCUUUGCAUUUACUAAGGAAGAAGAUAUUCUACUCGUAUCUAUGAAUGGAGUCUUCCUUCUGCUUGAUCCUAAGAGUGGAAAUAUUAUCCAGAGGCAAGAUUUUAAGACCCAGUUUUCAGGCAGAAACAUGAUCGAAAAUGGUAAAGCAAAGGAAAACACUGUAGUUCUCAAGACUGGAAAUAAUUGAUUUUACUACAUUCCUGAUAUUUACCACUGCGAGUUCACUGAGUUUGGUGUUCCUGAUCUUGAGCCAGGAUUCUGUGUUGAUAUACCAGAAGGAAAUUUUAAAGGGGACUCUGGAAGUCAUGAUCUUCCAAGAAAUACUUCUAUUGAUGAUUAUGUUGUCAUUCCAAAAACAAAGUCUAGGUCAAAUAAGAUGGAAAUCUUGCUUUCUCAUCCAGCAGAAGGUCUAGUCAUCCUUGAUCAUACUCAGAAAUCAACCUACUCUCCAGAUAUGAUGAAGUUCUGAGGAGAGGAUCUUGGUAGAAUUGGGCACAUUACUAAUAUUGCUCUUAGUGCAAACGAUACUUUGCUUGCUUUCUUCAGUGAGAGAUUAUGCAAAAUUUAUAUUUUCAAAAGUGAUCUCCUGAAGUUCUUAAACGUAAUGGAAACAGGCAUGCCAAGGCCUAAUGAUCUUAUCUGGUGUGCCAACAAUAUCCCAAUGCUUUUAUAUGAAUCUUCUAUCACUAUGAUCGGUCCAAAUACAAUGGAGAACCUGGAACUUGGGAAUGAAGAUGAUAUUAAUGGGAUCGGAUAUUGCUGUGAAAUUGAUGGAGUCAGACUCAUCACCACAAACCAGAUUUAUUGGUUUGAGAGAGUCCAACAGAGUGUUAUAGACUCACUAUCACUGCUUUCAGACCAUCCUGCAAACCAGCUGAUCGAUGCGUUUAAAGAGUACGAGUUAAAAAGUGAAAACACAGAGAAAAUCUUCAGAGAAAUUGGUGGUAAUCUGAAACAAGCAAUUACCACUGUAAUGGAAGCUGCGACCUAUCAAUACAAUAUACCAUUCCAGAAGUUGUUAUGUGAAGUAGCCAGUUUCGGUAAGAAGAAGAUCUCUUCAGAAGAAUACAGCUCAGAUAUGUACGUGCAGACUAUAAAAUAUCUAUCUCUGAUCAACAAGCUUAGGUUUUCUGAGAAAUGUAGAAGAGCUAUCACAUAUAAACAGUUGAAGAACAUUAAUCCAAGAAAUCUGCUUCCUAUUCAGCUGAAAUACAGAGACUAUUUCUUGGUCCUGAGAACAGUCAAAAAUCUGAAUCUAAAGCAGAGGUACGUCAAUAUGUGCUAUGAGGAAUGGGCUUGCUGCUUGCUCAGAAAUUCUACCAAAGAUGCGAUCAUGAUUCAAGAUCUCAUUGUUGAGAAAUUACAGGAAUUGGAAGAAGAAAUCAAGAUGAAAGGAGGUCAUGAGAAAUACAAUGCUCUCACAGGAGCUGUAUCAACUAUUGAUUACACCAAGAUUGCCAAGGUUGCUCAGGAGGUUGGACAUAAGGAUACUGCUAUCCAGCUGGUCAACUACGAAAAGUCUGUGAUCAAGAAAAUUCCCUAUCUCCUUGAGCUGAACCAGUUUGAGGUUGCACUAGAGAUUAGUAUCUCCAAUGGAGAUAUGGAUAUUGUUAAUAAAGUGAUCAGCAAGAUCCUUGAAAAGCAUGGAAACGAUGAUGAAUUCAUGAGAGAUUUCCUUGAAAGAAUGAAGAUCUCACACCGCAAGUUCAUUUCCUAUGCCAAGCAGGAGGAAAAUAUAGAGCUCAUGAGAAAGCUUAGAGGGCUUAUGGAAGACAUUUACAACUAUUCUGAAGUCAAGAUGCUCAUCAAGAGGGAAAAUUCUAUUAAUAAAUUCAAAGAAGAGGAACGUGACGCAGAACUGAAUGGUGUAGAGGAUACCUUUAAGAAGAUUUAUAAGGAUCAGUUUAAAUCAGGAAUAGUUAAGAAUCAAAGGAAGCUUAUAGCUAAACAAGGAGAGAUUAAUGAUAAAUUAAAGACCAGAAAUUUUACAGGAAGGACAGCAAAAGAUUCAAUCGUUCUUCUGCUAAAAAGUUCCAAACAGAGCGAAGCCAAGGCCUUAGCUAAGUCUAUUAAGAUGAAUGAAAUUUGCUAUCUUGGAAUUGAGGCUAAGGUGUUUGCAGAUAUGAACUUAUUUGAACAAAUUGAGAAAUAUUUAGAAGUCAGAAAGCCCAAACUUCCAUUCGAGUACCUUGCCCAAAUAUGCCUAGAGAAGAAGAAAAUGUCCCUUGCAAAGGAAUUUGUUGAUAGAAUCCAAGAUGAAGAUAUUAAAGAAUCCCUGAUGAUGAAAUUUGCUUAG
Molecule: messenger RNA, 2659 nt
Organism: Moneuplotes crassus
Lineage: Eukaryota; Ciliophora; Spirotrichea; Euplotida; Euplotidae
Source: the annotation of a GenBank genome assembly